AUGGGGGAGGUCCUAAACACCACCAAAACCAAGCUCAGACUAGGACAUUGGAAUGUGAGGACAAUGUAUGAGACAGGCAAGCUGGCACAGAUAACAUCUGAGAUGAGACAGUUUAAUCUACAUGUCCUAGGAGUGAGUGAAAGCAGAUGGACUGGAUCUGGAAAGAUGAGAACCACCACAGGAGAAACUGUCCUUUACUCUGGUAGAGAUGACAACCUACACCGUGAAGGAGUGGCCAUCAUAUUCAGGAAAGGUGUAGAGCGGUGUCUGUUGGAAUGGAAACCCAUAAAUAAUAGAUUAAUUAGCGCAAGAUUAAAGGGCAAGCACAUCAACACCACAUUAAUACAAUGCUACGCACCAACGAAUGACAGUAACGAUGAAGACAAGGAUAAUUUCUAUAGUCAGCUACAGGCGGAGACAGAGAAAACCCCACGGCACGACCUACUUAUCAUCAUGGGGGACCUCAAUGCUAAGGUCGGAAAGGACAACACCGACUACGAAAGAGUCAUGGGAAAUCAGGGGGUUGGGAAUAGGAAUGAUAAUGGCGAAAGACUGGUGGAGUUCUGUGCUAUGAACAACCUAGUGAUAGGAGGAACCCUCUUUACACACCCUGAUAUCCACAAGCUGACCUGGAACUCACCAAAUGGAAGAGACAAGAACCAGAUUGACCAUUUGAUGAUCAAUGGCAUGUGGAGACGCUCUCUAUUAGAUGUUAGGGUCAAGCGGAGUGCAGACAUAGGCAGCGACCAUCACCUAGUGACAGCACUCAUUAAGAUCAAACUGAAAAAAGCUAAUACUCAAACACGUUUUGACAUACAGAGACUGAGAGAGAACACCGUGAAAGUUGCCUUCAUCAGCGAAUUAAGAAACAGAUUCCAGAUCUUACAAGAUGCAUAUGAUGAAGAUGAGGAGGCCAAUGUGGACAACACCUGGAAGCAAGUGACCCAACUAUACACUGAAAGCAGCAAAAAGAAACUAGGCUUUCGAAAAAGAAACACCAACAAAAACUGGAUCCAGCAGGAGACUCUAAUUGCUAUAGAGGAGAGAAAGAAAAUAAAGAAAAAGAUGCUGCAGACCAAGUCCCCACGACUGCGUGAGAGGCAAGAUGAGCUGUAUGGUGAGGUCAACAAGAGAGUUAAGAAGCUUGCACGACGUGACAAGAGAGAAGCCAUGGACCAACUUGCAGCUGAGGCAGAGAAAGCAGCAGUACGGGGAGAGCAAGGGAGAGUAUAUAAUAUCACGAAACGAGUGUGUGGCAAAUUUAUAGGAAACACAGGAGGACCUAUCAAAGACAAACAUGGAACACUGCUGACAUCAGAAAAAGAUCAAAAAGAGAGAUGGGUUGAACACUUCCGCGAAGUUCUUAAUCGACCAUCACCUGAUGAAGCUGUUGUCGUACCAGAAGCCACAGAGGAUCUGGACAUCGACACUGACCCACCAACUAAGGAGGAGAUAAUGAAUGCAGUCAAGACUCUUAAGAACGGGAAGUCACCAGGACGUGACAAUCUUGAUGCAGAGCUAUUUAAAGCAGAUCCUGGAAUAGCAGCCACCAUCCUCCAACCACUGUUCACAGCUGUGUGGGAUGGAGAGAAAGUACCUGAUGAUUGGUGUAAAGGGGUGAUUUUCAAGAUCCCAAAGAAAGGAGCCCUGAGUGAUUGUAACAACUGGAGGGGAAUCACUCUAUUGUCUGUGCCAAGUAAGGUCCUGGCCAAAAUAAUCAUCAAAAGAAUGUCAGACGUCGUUGAUGCUGUAUUGAGGAAAGAGCAAGCAUGA
Messenger RNA from Saccostrea cuccullata (small rock oyster), 1773 nucleotides. Its product is annotated as craniofacial development protein 2-like. The transcript has a single exon. Bases 1 to 1773 code for a protein of 590 amino acids. Gene Ontology annotation, cellular component: nucleus. NCBI's taxonomy places the organism in Eukaryota, Metazoa, Mollusca, Bivalvia, Ostreida, Ostreidae. Gene Ontology annotation, biological process: chromatin remodeling. The record is from RefSeq and is a predicted model, not a curated record. Gene Ontology annotation, molecular function: catalytic activity.